UUGGCCUUUCAUGCAAUAGAUGCAAUCAGCUGUUUGCUCAUCCAUUGCAGGAGGGGUGAAAGUCUAGCAUUUACCUUCUUGUCUGUCAGAACAGUCUUUGUGAAAACUAGGAUUAUUAUUUUUUUCAAUUGUAUGUUUGCUCCUGUGUGAGAGAAACUGUGUAUGUGUAGAAGAACAUGAUUGUAUCCUUUCUAGUUCUGUUACUGGGAUUACUUUUCCAUAACGGGAAAGCCAAAGUCGAGUCACAAGGCUGUCACAGCCCUGAUGUUGAGAGAACGGCAGAAGAGGUCCUGCAGCAGAUCAACCAGGACAGGACUGAUGGAUACAUCCUAACUCUCAACAGACUCUACGAUCUCUCCAGCACAUCAAAUCAGGAGAAGAGUGGUUCAGUUUACAAUUUGACUAUCGAUGUGCUGGAGACCAAGUGCCACUGCAUCAGCAAAAAACCAUGGAAACAAUGUGAAGUCAGAGGUCUUGGAGAUAUACCUGUGUAUGGAGAGUGUCAGGCAUCUGUUCAAGUUGAUGCUCAGGUCAAACUUGAGAGCUACUCUUGUGCCCUGCGAGAAGUUGCAGCUACUGCUGUUGUGCACGUGUGUCCGGAUUGCCCUACGGCUGACAACUUGAAUGAACCAGUAAUCAAGGAGACAGCCAAGCUCGCUUUGCAGAAGUUUAAUAAGGAAAGUCAUUUUGCCAACUACUUCACUCUAUUGAAUAUUACAAAAGCCAGCUUACAGUGGGUUGUUGGACCGUCUUACUUUGUAGAGUUCACUGUUCUGGAAACGGAGUGUUCAAAAGAAACUGAUUUCAGUGAGCUGACCCACUGCCAACUAAUGAACUGUCAGUUUGCUCACAGGGGGUUCUGUACUGGUUCACACAAGACUCACGAGGAGGCGUUUAAAAACAUGAACCCUGUUGGAAAAGACGCCAGUUCCUUUCAGAAAGCAGAAUCUGUUGAGGUGAAAUGUGAGAUCUAUGAACCACAGGCUGCCACUGUUGAGGAGCAGGCCCAUGGUAAAGCAGUUAGUGGGCACCCAGAGCAACAUCACCACAACCACACACACCUGCACCACCAUGAGCAUGUGCACUCUGUCACGCAAGGCUCAGACGCCACUGUCUCCAACCCAAAAGGCCUUCUUGGCAGAAUUGUGUUCGAGCCUGCCACUCCCAGAUCAGCCCCAACUGCUAGCUCCUGUCCUGGUGCUAGAAGACACAAUCUUGGUUUACGCAGCCCCCUGCUCUGAUUAUCUGGAUUCAUCUUUGUUUAAUCUCCCAUGCUACACGUUUUAUAUUUUUGAUGGAAUUACUUGAAACUGGUAUAUAGAACUGUUACUAAAAAGUAGGAUGGCAUUAACCUGAGUUGUUAGUCAUUAUUGUAACAUGAUGCAUCUCACUAAUUCUUUGAUUAAACAAUGUUUUACAUUGAA
This is a messenger RNA of Poecilia reticulata (guppy), 1424 nucleotides long. RefSeq names its product fetuin-B-like. Gene Ontology annotation, biological process: negative regulation of endopeptidase activity. Gene Ontology annotation, cellular component: extracellular region. The record is from RefSeq and is a predicted model, not a curated record. Lineage: Eukaryota; Metazoa; Chordata; Actinopteri; Cyprinodontiformes; Poeciliidae. Gene Ontology annotation, molecular function: cysteine-type endopeptidase inhibitor activity.